Messenger RNA from Linum trigynum, 1302 nucleotides. The record is from the annotation of a GenBank genome assembly. Lineage: Eukaryota; Viridiplantae; Streptophyta; Magnoliopsida; Malpighiales; Linaceae.
UGCCUAAAAUUGAAAGUUUGCAACGGUCUGAUUCAUAUCAGAUUGCAACAGAUCAAAUUGAACAAAAAUCAGAGUGGAGUGGAGCGAAGUGAGAGAAGAGCUCGGUUUGUGGCCAGAAACUGAUUAAUGGCUGUCAGAAUCACCACCACCGCCACCUCUUUCUUCACCGUCACCGCUCCCUCCUCCUCUCCAUUCCCUUCCAAACCUCUCCCUCUUCUCACCUCUUUUCCCUCUCAUCCCCACAGUUCCUACAGUUCCCCGGCGACGAAAACCACCUCCCUCUCCGCUCUCUCUUCACCAUCUUCACAAAUGUCCGACGACGGCGGCCGCCGCAAAUUCAUGGACUUCCCCUUCGCCGCCGGUCCCAUCAGAGACGCCAUGGUUGAUCUCGUCUCCACCGUCGAGAAUCGCCUCGCCUCUCACCUCCUCCCUCCAGCUCUCCCACCGGACGUCCAGUACUGCCGCAACGAUCCCGGCACCGCACAUGCCUCCCUCCACAUCCGCUCCGGCUACAAUUCCUCCCCGGUGGAUUUCAUACUUGGGAGCUGGCUUCACUGCAAGCUACCCACAGGCAAUGGAUCGCUCAACAUAACGAGCCUCUCAGCGUACCUAAACACGUCCACCGACGCGCCCAAUUUGUUGAUCGAGCUGAUUCAGAGCAGCCCGGAUUCGCUGAUUUUCAUCCUCGAUUUGCCGCCUCGAAAAGAUCCUGUUUUUCAUCCCGACUACCUUCAAGAAUUCUACGAGGAGACGAAGUUGGACACCCAGAGGCAAGUUCUGGAGAAGCUCCCUGAAGUUCGUCCUUACUUCUCCUCGUCGCUCUACCUUCGGAGCAUCCUCUCCCCCACCGCGAUCAUCGUCAGGAUCGACGGCGGCGGCCGGCCUGGUCGGGUGGAGGAGAUUGUGAAGGAGUGUGUGCAUCCGGUGGCGAAGGAAGUCGUGGGUAUCUGGUUGGAGAAAUGUGCAAUGGAGAAGAGGGGAUUGGGGGAGGAGGAAUUGGCGUGUUUGAAGAAGAGGGAUGGUUUGAUCAAGAGCAAAACGAUCGAGAUUGAUCUGGGUUCGAACUUUCCCAGGCUGUUUGGGCCAGAGGUUUCAGAGAGAUUGCUUGGAGCUGUAAGAAUGUAUUACAAUGUCUGAGAAAGUGAAAAGCUUUUCGUGUGAAAUAGAAUAAUGGAAAUAAAGUUGGAACUCUUUUGAUGGCAUGUAAAUCGAAUUGCAUUGGGCGAUUUGAGGGUAGAGUUCUCUGUUCUAUCUGGGUUCGUAAACUAAUCAAACAAGCACCAAGAAAGGACAAAUUUAACA